This is a messenger RNA of Lentinula edodes (shiitake mushroom), 767 nucleotides long. RefSeq lists its product as uncharacterized. The transcript is spliced from 4 exons. Bases 335 to 640 code for a protein of 101 amino acids. The record is from RefSeq and is a predicted model, not a curated record. NCBI's taxonomy places the organism in Eukaryota, Fungi, Basidiomycota, Agaricomycetes, Agaricales, Omphalotaceae.
UCGUGGGAAAGUUUCUUCAUCGUCCCAACCUUCAACUUCAAUCUCAUUUUUCGAAGAAAAACAUUGAACAAGAAUUAUUCCGUGGUCGACUCACAAGCACGGAAUAUUAUAGUAAAAGGCUUAAGCUUAAACGUUGAACGUUGAACGUUCAAAUUACCGUGUCAGAAGGAGGUUAUAUUUGAAGAGAUCGCUUGGCUCCGAAACGUUGCUCCACGUCGGGUGCUGUCUUUUCUUAAUUUUAUUUCUGAACCGCAAGUAAGUAAGACUAAGUACUGGAGCCACGGCAGCAAGUUGGGAAUAACCCUUGUUCAUUGCUUGCCUCCAUUCUGUGGAUAUGGCUUAUUUUUGUCCAGGUCUCUGUCUGGUGAUUGUAUGUGUCGCUUCAAAGAGGCUAUCGGUGCAUGGUUUCGAGUUACAGUGUAAUCACCGCUACGAGAUCAGAAAGCAGUCCACAUUUUUGCCUUACACAACUAACAUGGAGGAAUGCGAGCUCUCAAGAUCACGCCCGCGAGAUCGACAUGAACUUGGUCCCAGUAGCGUUGUUUCGGGAGCUAGUGGCGGCGUUGAAGAUCCAGGAAAGGAAAAGGAAAGUUGGAGGAAGAUACUAGGAGAUUUCAUUACUAGUUGGGCGCUUCGUUGAAGAUGUUGUCACCCCGAAGCUGUCGACAGCAUCCAACAACAUGAAGUGUAUCUGACACUUAACUGUAUUUACUGAUGUUCUGUAAUUAGAACUGUGGCAGAAUGGAGAGACAUGUUGUUGUCCAAAA